This is a messenger RNA of Pan troglodytes (chimpanzee), 1562 nucleotides long. RefSeq names its product proapoptotic nucleolar protein 1 (gene PANO1). NCBI's taxonomy places the organism in Eukaryota, Metazoa, Chordata, Mammalia, Primates, Hominidae. The transcript has a single exon. The record is from RefSeq and is a predicted model, not a curated record. The coding region runs from base 1 to 648 and encodes 215 amino acids.
AUGGGGGUGAGGCUCCGAAUCUCGCCGGCGGCUCCCCAUUCAAUCUCCCGCUGUCCCCGUCCUCUUGGGGCGGUGCUUUCUAUCCUGCUGGCUGGAGGGUCCCGGAAGGGGACUCCAACUGCGCGAUGCCUCGGCCAGAGGACAAAGGAGAAGCGGGUUGGGGGCCGCUCUCUGCGCUCGGAGGCCGGCUCAGGCCCCUGCCCUACUGCUGGGGCUCAGCCGACCGCUCCGUCCUCCGCCUGGCCACCGCGACUCCGGCCACGCACGUGUCCACAGAUGUCCGGUGAACUCCCACGUGUGCGUCCCACACGGGUCGGCCUUUCUUCCUUGGGCUCGAGCCCCAGACACCCACCCUCGGAGACACGUAUGUGCGGGGAGCGCGCCCGGAACCGUCGGGGCCGAGCACGGCGUCUCACGCCAGAGCAGCCGCGGAUCGGAGCAUCCGCUGGUCCAGGACCCCCGCUCCCGCCCGCCAGGCCACGUUGUUCGGGCAGCUGUCACCUCCCUCGGCCGCCGCAGCACCUCUCGCCCCCGCAGCCCGGCCGCGUUCGGAUGGGCACAGCAGAAGGGGGCCGCCGGGCAGACACUCACCACGCUCGCCGCCGCCGCCGCGCUCGCCUGCCCGCCCCGCGCUCGGCCAGCACCUAGGCGGGGAGGCGCGUCCGCUCGGCGCCGCGCGCGCUCCGCCCUCGGCCUCCUCCGGGCUUCGGCUCCCCCUCCUGGCCGUCGAGGCUACUGCGCCCAGCCAGGCCACAGCCACGCGCCCACCCGCCCCCUGGCCGUGGGUUCCCCCGGGCAGGGUGGCAGUUCUGCGCGCAGAGGCCGGGCCGCGCGUCCCCAAGGUCCUUUCUUGGUUUCCGGGCCUCAGGCCCCUGCAGGCACAAGGACCCGCGGGGCGCGGGCAGGUGGCAGAGCGCCGGUGGAUGAGGGUGCCCUGGGGGAGGCGUGGCCUCCAGGGCAGACACAGGUGCUCCGUGGAACUGCUGGGCCAGCGCAAUGGAGAAGUGGAGGCACAACCCCACCCGCCGAACAGCGACUUUGUAUCCAAAGCACCCCACUUGGGGCUGGGCGCAGUGGUUCACACCUGCAAUCCCAGCACUUUUGGAGGCCGAGGCAGGCAGAUCACUUAAGGUCAGGAGUUCGAGACCAGCCUGGCCAACAUGGUGAAACCCCAUCUACUAAAAAUACAAAAAUUAGCCGGCGUGGUGGCAAGUGCCCUAGUCCCAGCUACUUGAGAGGCUGACGCAGAAUCGCUUGAACCUGGGAGGCAGAGGUUGCAGUGAGCUGAGAUCAUGCCACUGCACUCCAGCCUGGGUGACAGAAACUCCAUUUAAAAAAAAAAAAAGCCCACGUGGGUUACUUUGUAGCACAGCACCUCCCUCCCAGGAAGAUGAGGACCCACAGGAGGCCCCAGGCACAGUGGGAGAGGACAGGACCAGGAUGUGGGGCACCUGUGCACACAGGCCUCCCUCCCCGCAGGGGCCAGGCCUCUACCCCACCACCCUCCGCCCUCCAACGGCUUCUCCAUCCAACAAAUAAAUCAAGCUCUGAGGUGAAAGAAA